AUGGAUGCUCCAGAAACACUUCGUAUCCUUGCCGCAGUGAAUUCGCGGGCAAUUCGUGCAGAGAAGAUGCAGGGAAAGCUCGACCAAGACCUGACCACCACGCGGAAGGCCCUGACGCAGGUCACUGACGAACUAGAGCAAGUGAGCAAAUUGGCUGAUCUUAUUUAUGAGGUCAGCCAGCGGAUGGGAGCUGUAACGGACUAUCUUCUGAAAGAACACGGUAUCCAAGAAAGUUCCCGAGGCUCGGAGUCAUUUGAGGUCAUACUCAACAGCGUGGUCGAGAAAACAGAGGCGCAGGAGCCUAGAAAGGAUGCAGAAACGGUGGACGUCGGCUCGAGAAGCAAUGUUUCAGGACCCGCAGAAAUGGGCAGCUAA
Messenger RNA from Penicillium antarcticum, 375 nucleotides. RefSeq lists its product as uncharacterized. The record is from RefSeq and is a predicted model, not a curated record. Bases 1 to 375 code for a protein of 124 amino acids. The transcript has 2 exons. Lineage: Eukaryota; Fungi; Ascomycota; Eurotiomycetes; Eurotiales; Aspergillaceae.